CUGCUCACUUGUGUGAGACCUCGAUAGUCGGCAGCCACUUGUAAAAUUUCGCUAAGGAAAUAUCUGUGGCGGAAAACCACUAUGAUUUUCGUGUUACAGGUCACAGCUCAGCUGCUGCUCCUCAGUGUCUCAACUGUGUUGGGAUUUUCUAAAGGUCCUCCAUUGAGUACCUGUGAGAGUAAGUUCCCUCACCACAAACAUGCCCCGGCACAACAAGGACUGCCUCCCUAUAACAUCAAUGUAUCCACACUCUUGUACAGCCCCGGAGACAACCUGACAGUGACCAUCUCAGGAUCACAGCCUUUUACAGGAUUCAUUUUGAAUGCACAGGGGACUAAAGGUUCAAUUCCUUGGCCAGUAGGAACAUUUACUCAAAUUCCAAAUUAUACAGCUUAUUUUUACUGUUCUGGAGGUAAUCCAAAGAACACAGUUGGUCAUAACAAUCCUAAGCCAGCUAAGAAUUUGAAUUCACUUCAGUUCACUUGGAUGGCUCCUGAAAAGAGCGCAGGGAACAUCAGCUUCAUCGCAACCAUCGUUCAGAACUAUUCCACUUUCUGGGAAAAAGUUACUUCACCUGUUGUUCACGGUCCGCCAGUGGAGAAUGUCACUAGAGGGACUUCAACAGAGAGCUUUCAGAUUGACAAAAAGGGAUGUGGAGAGACCAAAGGGUGUUACUCCUUACCAUCAAACUGCGCUGGAAGUGGAGACUGUACCUAUCUUUUCACUUACAAUGUUUCUGGAAGAAAUGUUAUCAUAGACAUGAGUGCUAAAGAGCGCUGGGUGGCAGUUGCUUUUAAUGAAAAUAAGCUAAUGGAUAAGAUGGACUCCAUAAUGUGCACUACCAUGGCAACUAAUUUGGCAGAAUUUCGUCAUUUCUAUUCUAUUGGUCACAGUGUUGUCCGACAGGACCUGACUGGUAACUCUGACGUCACCUUUGACAAGAUAGUUUAUGAGGAUGGUGGGAUAAAGUGCAGGGUCACUCGUAAACUUACCUCAAAUGCAGUCUACUUUAGAGAUCUAACCAAGAAAUGGUAUCUGCUCUUCUCCUGGGGUAAAACAAGUUUGUCUGGCAGUGCACAGUAUCACCGUGCCAAUCAAUCUGUCACAGCUGAUAUGGUGGACCUUGGUGUCAAUGCAGUUCUUAAAGAUGAAAAAAGUCAGGCUGAAGCUACAAUAACCAAAGAUGGGUGCAGGAAGACAAAGAGCUGCUAUUCUGAGCCUGCAAACUGCAAGUCUAGCAAAGACUGUGAUUAUCUUGUGACCAUGAAACCCACGGGGGACCAGGGAGAGUCAGGCGAAGUGGAAUUUGAGCUUAGCGCUAAGAAACAAUGGGUGGCCAUUGGUUUUAACAAUGAAAAGAACAAGAUGGAUGGCACCGAUGCCUUAAUCUGCGCUGAAGUCAAUGAUAAAGUCACUGUAGAACAUUAUAUGGCCGACCAAGGGUAUGGUAGACCUACAAAGACCACCCCUACUCCCACUUCUAUUAUUGCAACUCUUGCUGAAUCAAAAGGUGGAGUUGUUGCCUGUCGCUUUAAAAGGAAGAAGAAAGAUGACAAGAUGGUGGAUCUUACAAAGACAUGGCAUCUUGUGUAUGCAAGUGGCCCUAUGAGUGGAGACAAGAUAGGCAUACACUCCACAACUCCAAAAACCAGCCCUCAGAAAGUGGACGUCAGUGCAAUCGGAGAGCUUGUUGCAGCAGAGGAGAGCAUUACAUUGGUACAGGUUCAUGGCUGUUUAAUGGUUAUUGCGUGGAUCGGCUUUGCAUCGAUUGGAAUGUUCAUUGCUCGUCACAUGAAGGUGUUGUUUGGCCAGAGGGUUCUGCUUGGUACCAAAAUGUGGUUUACGCUUCACCGAUUGUUAAUGGUCUUGACAGUUGUGCUAACUAUCCUUGGAGUUAUCAUCAUCUUUGUUCAUGCUGGUCGCUGGACCAAGGAAGCUGGUGCUCAUCCAAUCACUGGUAUAUUUGUACUGGUGCUUGCUGUUAUUCAACCAAUUAUGGCAGUAUUCAGACCCCACCCUGGAGAAGAAAAACGCUACAUCUUCAACUGGGCUCAUCGUGGUGUGGGGCUGUCCGCACUAAUCCUGGCUGUGGUGACUGUGUUCUUUGGUCUUCGCCUUCCUGAUUCAAGGCUAGGUGACUCCGCCCUGUACCCCAUGGUCGCCUACUGUGUGGCUUUGACUCUUGUGGUUGCUUACGACAUCUAUGAUACUUUGUCAACGCCACAGGGCGAAGCAUUUUUCAGUGUCGUUCCAUCGGGAGGGAAAGAAGCUGAAGAUGUUGAAUUGCAGCCCCCUGACAUUCCGACUGUAAAUGAACGCAAAUUUCUGUUUGCCUUUACGGUUCUUGUUUCAGUUGGUGUUGUGAUUGCACUUUUGGUGCUGAUUGCAAUCGCUGACAGGGAAUCUCACGAACAUGAUCACGACAGCUAAAUUAAAAGUCAAGGAGUUGACGCAACAAAAUUCCUCAAGCAGAGGAAUGAUCAACCUAUGAACUGAAGUGGUACCAAAACUAUCGUAUAAGAACUAGUUGAUAGUUGAUAGUGAACAUUUUUGGUAGCCCAUUUAUCUUUUUAAUAAGGUUACAUCUGUAUACUGUCUCAUUUAUUUUCUGUGAACAUCACUUUUUCAUCAGGAUGUAGCUUUCUUUUUUUUUUAGGUGAAAUGUUUAUAAGAGCAAACAGUUAUUAAUGGAUGAGGUGGUAGAGGUCAUACGUUUAUGAAGAAAUAUAUAGACUAGUAAAAAGUGUUCAGAAGAUUUUCCUCUAGGUAAUAGUAUGCAUAAUGCUGAUAUAUUUGAAUGAUUUAAACUCUAGCAAAUAUUUAGACAUUUUAACGAUGAUUUAUCGUAAAUAAAACAGUCAUAUGUUUGAGAAAGGGUUUCCUAUAGAGGUCUUGGCUCAGUUCAAAGCCCUAUUUGCAAUUGUUUUACACCAUGUUUUUACAAUCUCUCCAAAGAAGUCUCUGGCUGACACACUCUUGCUCAUUGAGAGCUUGACUGUUUCAAGUCAACUAUGUGAUUUAUAAUGGUAAUAGGACCGAGUGGAGUCCAAUUCGGUCUGUAAUCAUACAAGUGAUUAACAAAAUCGGACGACUUGUCAAUCAUGAGAAUUAUAACAGACAGAAUUGGAAGACAAAAAUUGUGUUACCAAUUAAUCAUAACCUUCACAAUUUCCAAAAACAACAAAUACAUUUAGGACAAAUAUCUGUGGUAGAGACAAAGUCUAAGUAAAAAAUUCCUCAACUUUGGAAAUUCCCCAAUUUUUUCAGGAUAAGUGGUUGUUGCUGUAGUUAUUGUGAUCAAUUCUAUGAUUGGUAGAUUUGGCUGAAAGGACUGAGCAUGAUUCGAAAUUUCAACUGCCUGAUUAUAGCCAACUGUCUGAUUACAUUGUGUAAUUACAACUGCAGAAUGAUUCGUGAAAAAUAAAGCAGCUAAAGCACCAAUCACAUUUGAGUAAAUUGUAAUGGUUAUGAUCAAGGGGAGAACUGAAGGGUGUGAUACCUGGAAAUGCCUUGAUAUUCACCCUUGCAGUGUAGCUUGGUGAAAUUUCAUGAUACUAUAGCAACAGUGACGAGACUAGUGCAGUCUGCACCACAUGACUAAUGAUUGAGAAACCCCUCCUUGGUUAAAACAACUUAUAAAAAUUUAGACAACUUCCUGUACAAUCAAAGGAGCAUUACCACAUGAAGCACAGUAAGUAUUUACAAUUAAAGAAAAACUGUGAAAAUAUCAGUAAAUCCCAACACUCA
Molecule: messenger RNA, 3747 nt
Organism: Pocillopora verrucosa
Lineage: Eukaryota; Metazoa; Cnidaria; Anthozoa; Scleractinia; Pocilloporidae
Product: ferric-chelate reductase 1-like
Cellular component (GO): membrane
Source: RefSeq, a predicted model, not a curated record